CGUCGUUACAUUUGUACGAUUUGCGCGCAAAAAGGCAUUGUUGAUUGUCGCCGGUGUUUGUAAAAAAAAUUGUUCGAGUGAUUAAUAAAUUAAAAAGUAAUACUCAAUUCAGAAUUAGUUCAUUAUUUUGCCAGAUUGUGUCUCAUUUGUUGAACAGGAUUUAUUCAGGAUUUAUUCAGGAUUUAUGAUUUACAGUUAUGUCUUCAUCAUCAAGUUCUGAUCAUCGCUGUGAUCUGUCCGAAGAGUCUUGUUCUAAUCUCAGCGAUAUUGAGCGACCAUCGACAAGUAAGAAAAAAUCAUCAAAAUCAUCAGUUUGUGUUGGGGACUCUCAUUCAUCGAGGGAAAAAAAUUCACAAUCUGUCAUUCCGUUGACGGUCGGAGUGGAGUUUGAUUCUAUUACUCAACUUGAAGAAUCAGUCGCAGCUUUUGGGAAAAAAGUUUAUUGUGUUUAUUAUAAACGCGAUAGCACAACUAUUGAACAGUGCAAGAAUAGGGGUAUUUCACGACCGUUAAAUGCUAAUUUGAAGUACUACCGAUUGGUGUACAGAUGUAUUCACGGAGGAAAAACAUUUAAAUCGUUGACGAAAGGCAUUCGAUCUUCAUCGACGUUUCAACAAGAAUGUCCGGCUAUGAUUUCUUUCAUUUGCAACCGUGAUGGAAACAAGCUGGUGCUAAAUAAAAUGAUUAAUAAUCAUAAUCAUAUCUGUGCGAAGAAAUUGUACGAUUUUUUGCCGCAAGUUCGAGCUAUGACAACAGAUGAAAAGACUCAAGUUAAAGAGUUGUUGGAUAUUCGUGCAGAUAAAAAAAUGGUCAAGCAAAAAUGUGGCUAUGAUUUUGAUAAGAAAAUUUUGCUCAAAGAUUUGUCCAAUCUUAUCUCGCGAAAAGGAGGCCAAAAUAAUUUGAAAAACACAGUUGAAAAACUUGAAAAAGAAUACGGAGCUGAAUGCCACAUAUUUGAAGAAGAUAAAGAAAUGAAGGGUCUUCUUUUCGCAACACCUCAUAUGAAACAAUCAAUGGCUGCAUAUUUCGAAUUUGUGGGUAUCGAUGGAACAUUUAAGCUUCUUAAUAUACGGGCUCCUGUUUAUCUGAUGGUAGUAGAAGAUUCUGAAGGGAACACCGAAAUCGUUGCUGUUUGCAUCCUUGUUAACGAAGACGCGGAAAGUAUGACUUGGUUUCUUCAAGCGUUCAAAAAAAUCCAUCCCUCUUGGUCAAAGACUAGGUGCAUCAUGGCGGAUAAGGAUUUGCUUGAAAGAAGAAUCAUCAAAUGCCAAUGUUUUGAUAUGUACAUUUCAUUCUCUGAGAACUUUUAACAGAGAGGUGAG
Venturia canescens is the source of this 1322-nucleotide messenger RNA. RefSeq lists its product as uncharacterized. The record is from RefSeq and is a predicted model, not a curated record. The transcript is spliced from 6 exons. Bases 198 to 1310 code for a protein of 370 amino acids. NCBI's taxonomy places the organism in Eukaryota, Metazoa, Arthropoda, Insecta, Hymenoptera, Ichneumonidae.